UCCCCGCGGGCUGCCGUAGGCAAGGAGGCCGCUGAUUGGGUGAGACAGGAAAGCGCGCUGCCGGGGGCGGUUUCGGUUUUCGCCGCGCGCGUCCGCGGAGGCCCGGCCUGUGAGGGCUCCGGAUCCGGCUGCGAGGGUUGUUAACAAUGAGUCUGCGGAAACAAACCCCUAGUGACUUCUUAAAGCAGAUCAUCGGACGGCCAGUUGUGGUGAAACUCAACUCUGGAGUGGAUUAUCGAGGGGUCUUGGCCUGCCUGGAUGGCUACAUGAAUAUAGCACUGGAACAGACAGAAGAGUAUGUAAAUGGACAGCUGAAGAAUAAGUAUGGCGAUGCGUUCAUCCGAGGAAACAAUGUGCUGUAUAUAAGUACACAGAAGAGACGGAUGUGAAGACGCCAGGAGCAGCUCUCAGAGCCGGA
Messenger RNA from Phodopus roborovskii (desert hamster), 418 nucleotides. RefSeq names its product LSM6 homolog, U6 small nuclear RNA and mRNA degradation associated (gene Lsm6). The transcript has 5 exons. Lineage: Eukaryota; Metazoa; Chordata; Mammalia; Rodentia; Cricetidae. Gene Ontology annotation, cellular component: P-body; nucleolus; sno(s)RNA-containing ribonucleoprotein complex. Bases 147 to 389 code for a protein of 80 amino acids. Gene Ontology annotation, biological process: mRNA splicing, via spliceosome; maturation of SSU-rRNA. Gene Ontology annotation, molecular function: RNA binding. The record is from RefSeq and is a predicted model, not a curated record.